AACAUUGCCAAGUCUGCCUUCAUCUCUAGGCUUCUUCUUCUUCUUCUUCUUCCAACUGAGCAGAAGAAUCCAACAGGAAACCGAAAGCCAGAUUUUGGUUAACAGAAAAUUUGGCAAUGCAAAGGAGAGUGAGCUUUGCUGGUCCUGGACAGGGGGUAGCCAACAGCACUGCUAGAGGAAGGACGCUACUGCAACAGACAGAACCUGUCAAAGGAGGUAAUUGGUUCCAGAGGCAGUAUUGUAGGCAAAUGAGUCAGGUCUACGAUCCUCAAGCUAGUGAGCAUGCAGUUGCAGUCACAGCUGUUGCAUUUUCCAUCUACUCCCUUGUAGAAGCUGAGAUGGAACGGCAGAGAAAGAUAAGGGAAGAACUUGAGAAAUCAAGGACCAAGAGGAAAAGCAAAAAAGAAGAUAAAGCAUUAGGCCUACCAGGUUCUAGUGGAGUGUCAAACAGGGAAGAGAAAAAUGAAGUUUUGGCAGGUGGAACUCUCACCAGGAAGCCAACAAGGGAAGACUACAGGGUUGAACGGACUGCUUUUCCAAGCAGCCAACCAGGUAACAUGUCUUCUACUAGGCCUGCAACUACAGAAGCUAGAAAUCGGAAGGAUAAAGGAAACUCUUCAAGAAACAAUGCAGUGGAAAGCAAAGAAGAUUCUUGGGAAAGAGCUCAAAUGGAAAACAUUAACAAACGGUGUGAAAGGAUAAAAUCUUCAAUUCUUGCCUGGGAGAAUCAAAAGAAAAUGCAAGCCAAAAUCAAGAUGGACAGAAGAAAGAGUGAAUUGGAGCAGAGAAGAACAAGAAACCAACAACAUUAUGAGGCCAAGAUAUCAAGAAUUCAUCAUGUUGCUGGAGGAGCAAGAGCACAGCUAGAGGCGAAAAGGAGGAAUGAGGAAUUGGAGAUUAAAGAGAAGGCAGGGAGAAUGAGAGUAUCAGGAAAUGUUCCUGCUAAGUGCUGUUUCUGCUUCUAAAUGUUGUGAAUAAAAUUGCAAACAAACGAGGGAAAUAUGUAUGACUAUAUACUCAUAAUGUACAUAUAUUAGCAACAUGAAAUGUAUUAUGUAUAUGUAUGUAUUCUCCUUUGCACUAAAUACAGGGUCAACAGUAAA
Rubroshorea leprosula is the source of this 1103-nucleotide messenger RNA. Lineage: Eukaryota; Viridiplantae; Streptophyta; Magnoliopsida; Malvales; Dipterocarpaceae. The record is from the annotation of a GenBank genome assembly.